CUCCUGUCCUCGUCCUCGCUCUGCUGCUGCUGCUGGGGGCCCUGGUGAAUGGGCAGCCCCGGGGACGGAUCCUGGGGGGCUAUGAGGCCAAGCCCCACCUGAGGCCGUACAUGGCCUCGCUGCAGCUGGACGGGCAGCACGUCUGCGGGGGCUUCCUCAUCGCUGAGCAGUGGGUGCUGAGCGCUGCCCACUGCACCGAGGAGAUGGACGGCAAAGUCUUCCAGGUCCUCCUGGGCGCCCACUCGCUGACGGAGCCGGAGCCCCACAAACGCCUGUACCGGGUGCGCGCCCAGAUCCCCCACCCCGGCAGCAACAUCCACAAUAACAAGGACGACCUCCUCCUCCUCCAGCUGGAGGAGAAAGCGGAGCUCAACGCGCACGUGCAGGUGCUGCCGUUCCAGCGGGAGGACAGAGACGUGGCGGCCGACACGAUGUGCCUGGUGGCAGGCUGGGGCACCACCAGCCACAGCGGCCGCCGGCCAGGCAAGCUCUACGAGGUGGAGCGGCCAGUGAUCAGCCGUGACAUCUGCAACCAGCGCACCUACCACGACCACACCGUCACCGAGAAGAUGAUGUGCACUGACUCCCGCAGGAAGGACACCUGCAAGGGAGACUCCGGCGGCCCCCUGGUCUGCAGCGGGGUGGCCGAAGGGGUGGUCACGGCCGGCUCCCGCGUCUGCGGCAACUACAAGAAACCCGCCAUCUACACCCGCAUCGCCCCGUACGCAGCCUGGAUCGACAGCGUCAUGGCCUCGGCGGCCAGGGAGGGAGACGCUCGCUGA
Molecule: messenger RNA, 782 nt
Organism: Nipponia nippon (crested ibis)
Lineage: Eukaryota; Metazoa; Chordata; Aves; Pelecaniformes; Threskiornithidae
Gene: CFD
Product: complement factor D
Biological process (GO): proteolysis
Molecular function (GO): serine-type endopeptidase activity
Source: RefSeq, a predicted model, not a curated record